Laetiporus sulphureus 93-53 is the source of this 409-nucleotide messenger RNA. RefSeq lists its product as uncharacterized. The transcript has 2 exons. The record is from RefSeq and is a predicted model, not a curated record. Lineage: Eukaryota; Fungi; Basidiomycota; Agaricomycetes; Polyporales; Laetiporaceae. The coding region runs from base 142 to 321 and encodes 59 amino acids.
CGAGCCCAAAGAUGAUCCUUUCGGGGGAACCUCUCGUCACUGUCACCACAUUCAACUGUAGGUGCUAAAUAUGGACGAGAAAUAGGAGUCGGAAUGUAAAGGCCGGACAGCUACAGAGCACCUGAGAUACUAUCAGUGCCGAUGCUCCAAGCGGCGUGGAGGCCUAUGCUGGGACUGUUUCCUCGCUUCUCGAUGACAUGGCAUGUCCGCCAAGCCUCGUCCGCAGAGGGGCGCUCGAGUGUGAGCGACGGUCAACGCGUUCGGCGCGCGCUUCCUGGCCGCUCCCGAGCGCAUCCCAUACCACUGACGCUCGGCUCUUGACUGCUUCGCCGAUGGCUCGCGGGAAUUGCGUGGUGCUGAAAAUAAUGUCGAUGCCGGCAUUUCCAUGCCAUUCCACCAGAAUCACCGU